Botrytis deweyae is the source of this 1353-nucleotide messenger RNA. RefSeq lists its product as uncharacterized. Bases 206 to 598 code for a protein of 130 amino acids. Lineage: Eukaryota; Fungi; Ascomycota; Leotiomycetes; Helotiales; Sclerotiniaceae. The record is from RefSeq and is a predicted model, not a curated record. The transcript is spliced from 3 exons.
CAUCUACCAGUACACAUACCACACAUACCACACAUACCACACAUACCACACAUACCACACAUACCACACAUACCACAUAUCCUUCUCCAACAUCCAAUUUGGUGGUUCGAAUCUAUACCUAUUCUCCAUUUGAAAGACGACCCCAAAGAUCGAUACAUUCUAUACCCAUAAUAAUUCCAUUUAUUCCAUUACACACAACAAAACAAUGGCUUGGGGAUCUUCAUCAACGUCCCCUCCACCACCCCGCUCUGCUUUAAGCAAGCUGCUCCCUCUCCUCAUCUUCCUCAUCAUCCUCGGCGCAUUUGCAUUCGUCGCCUACCAAGUCUAUCUCGUCACGCAACAAGUCUCGAAAUCUGCCUCAGACAAAAUGGCGUCCAAGAAUGUUUCGUUUACCAAAGACGGCGUCAAAGUUGGAGUGAAAGAGUUGAAAAAUGAAAAUUACGUGGAUAAAACCCAAGGCUUCUUGGUUAAGGCUUGGAAUCUAAGUACAUGGCCUGCGUAUCAAUCAAGAUUGGGCUGGAAUAGCCCCAAGGACAAUGGAAAUGGCGGGAAAGUAGAAUCUAGGAAACCAUAUUCUCGCUCCUCAUCCAACAGAUAAAUUAAGCCCCCUUCGGCGCAAGUCUCGCUAAUAUCCCAAAUCUAUUUCUUCACAUUUUGUAUUAUCGUAUUCGUUUUCAAAUUCCUCACUACUAGAUUCUCUGAACCAAACCAGAGAAUACUCUCCAAUAGUCGUUCAGCUGCGCAAAGCAUGAAACCUUGGGAAAGGAUCGAUGGAUGGGGCAUUCAUCGAUACUUCUAUAUUACAGAUCUACAGUACUCGCUCAUCUUCCAACUCCGGUUGCCGGGCUGGGUUGAAAGGGUAGAGGUCAUCUGAAGCUCCAGACCACCAUUACUUGUAAUUGCGCAAACGUUGGAUUUACGGAACACAUGGGUGUUGAUCAGAUGUUUCCAUUUUCAUUUUCAUUGGGAUUCUCAUAUACCUAUCUGGCAUUUCAUUUCAUCUCGCUCUCUUCACCGGUUCACGAAUACUGAUUUUACGACGACACGUAUGAGUGUUUCCUCAUGGAGCCUCUUCAUAGAAGGGUUAUGAUACUAGAUAUAUAGCAAAGCUAUACAAAUUCCAUACUCAUUCUGAAAUCAGAAUCUCACACCCUCCUCAUCUCGCGUAAAAUUUGAGAAGUGAACAUGGAUAGUCGCAAUGUCAUUCAUUCGUAAAGUUUUCCCAGUCAAAUAAUACCCAAACUCCCCAAGAAAAUGCAAACUACAAGUCGACAUUCAAAAGCCUAUCUAGAUAUCGAAUCAACAACCUUCUUCUGAACCCUGAAUGAAUGCAUUCAGAGAGUCGGGAAUGAU